AUGGAAGCGACGGUAUCCCUCAGGAGCUUGUUAUACUUGGCCUUGUCGAAUGCCUUAAAAUCAUCUUACUCGAAGAAGGAAGUCGUGGCGGUUUCCCUGUCUUCCCUCAGCUCCGCUUCCCGCUUGACCUCCAUGACGGCCAAACUGGACUCCAACUCUUUCACCUUGUCAGAGAGCCACUUCUCCCGCUCGGCGGUCUCCGACGGCUAUCUCCUGGCGCGUCCCAGCUCCUUCUCCACUUUGGCGAGAUCACCCUUCGCGACCGCCAACUCUGCGUCUUUAGCUUGCAGGACAACCUCUGCUCCUUAA
Linum trigynum is the source of this 309-nucleotide messenger RNA. NCBI's taxonomy places the organism in Eukaryota, Viridiplantae, Streptophyta, Magnoliopsida, Malpighiales, Linaceae. The record is from the annotation of a GenBank genome assembly.